Jaculus jaculus (lesser Egyptian jerboa) is the source of this 2131-nucleotide messenger RNA. It is a transcript of the gene Ndrg2, whose product is annotated as NDRG family member 2. Lineage: Eukaryota; Metazoa; Chordata; Mammalia; Rodentia; Dipodidae. The record is from RefSeq and is a predicted model, not a curated record. Gene Ontology annotation, biological process: signal transduction. The transcript is spliced from 16 exons. Gene Ontology annotation, cellular component: cytoplasm. Bases 234 to 1349 code for a protein of 371 amino acids.
CCUGUUUACCCAGGAGUUAGAGCCCUUGGGGGUCCCCUGCCCCUCCUCUCAGCCCCCCCCCACGGGUUGGGGCCUUGACCCGGGAGUCCCCGUUGGCUACCCUCUUCCCCCCUCCUUCGAUCACCCUCUAUUUAUAGCGGCCCCCAGCAUUCCCCGCCCUCCCCCUCCUUGUUGUCCAACUUCUCCCGGAGCAGCAGGAGAGCGGGCGUCGGGACACAGCCGAGGAGGCCACCAUGGCAGAGCUGCAGGAGGUGCAGAUCACUGAGGAGAAGCCACUGUUGCCAGGACAGAUACCUGAGGCAGCCAAGGAGGCUGAAUUAGCUGCCCGAAUCCUCCUGGACCAGGGACAGACUCACUCUGUGGAGACACCUUAUGGUUCUGUCACUUUUACUGUCUUUGGCACCCCCAAGCCCAAACGCCCAGCGAUAUUCACCUACCACGAUGUGGGACUCAACUAUAAAUCUUGCUUCCAGCCACUGUUUCAAUUCGGGGAUAUGCAGGAAAUCAUUCAGAACUUCGUGCGGGUUCAUGUGGAUGCCCCUGGCAUGGAAGAGGGGGCUCCUGUGUUCCCUUUGGGAUAUCAGUAUCCAUCUCUGGACCAGCUUGCAGACAUGAUUCCUUGCAUCCUGCAGUACUUAAAUUUCUCUACAAUAAUUGGAGUUGGUGUUGGAGCUGGAGCCUACAUCCUGUCACGAUAUGCUCUUACUCAUCCGGACACAGUUGAAGGUCUGGUUCUUAUCAACAUUGAUCCUAAUGCCAAAGGCUGGAUGGAUUGGGCAGCCCACAAGUUAACAGGCCUCACCUCUUCCAUUCCGGAGAUGAUCCUUGGACAUCUUUUCAGCCAGGAGGAGCUGUCUGGAAAUUCUGAAUUAAUACAGAAGUACAGAAAUAUUGUUACACAUGCACCCAACCUGGAGAACAUUGAGCUGUACUGGAAUAGCUACAACAACCGCCGAGACCUGAACUUUGAGCGUGGUGGUGAGAUCACUCUCAAGUGCCCUGUGAUGCUGGUGGUAGGAGAUCAAGCACCGCAUGAAGAUGCAGUGGUGGAAUGUAACUCAAAACUGGACCCCACACAAACCUCAUUCCUUAAGAUGGCUGAUUCUGGAGGUCAGCCGCAGCUUACUCAGCCAGGCAAGCUGACCGAGGCUUUCAAGUAUUUCCUGCAAGGCAUGGGCUACAUGGCUUCAUCCUGCAUGACUCGCCUGUCCCGGUCUCGUACAGCCUCUCUGACCAGUGCAGCAUCCAUUGAUGGCAAUCGGUCCCGUUCUCGAACCCUGUCCCAGAGCAGCGAAUCUGGGACUAUUCCUUCAGGGCCUCCAGGGCAUACCAUGGAGGUCUCCUGUUGAACAACUCUUAUUAUUCUGGUGUGAGACCCAGUCCUCACUUCCCACAGCACUAACCUGGGAGGUGCAUUAGUGAGUUGGGUCAGAGUAAGUAAUGAAAAUGGGCAUACCAUGCAGGGAGAUGACCUUGAUAUUUGAUUGCUACCUUAACCUUGACCUUUAACCUGUGAUUUUUCCCCAGUUCCUGGGAGAGAUGUCCUAAUAUCUCUUAGAGAACCAGGCCCCUACAUUAUUCCCUCUCCCAUUUUGGUUUCAAGAAGGCAUAUGUCCUCUCUCCCUGGACCAAGUGUCCAUAGAUGAAGGACAAGAGGUUGUUGUAGUUGCCAUGAGACCUCCAUCAGUCUCACUAUUUAUCUCAUAUUUGCACGGGCCAGGGAUUUGGGGCUGGGGUUCCAUUCACCAAAGAUGAUAAGGCUUUUUGUUGACUCUUCAGGUCUCUGAAGGAAUAACAAGUGAAUGUGUGGGUCAGCGGUCCUUCAGAUGUGAUAGAUACAUGCAGCAUGUAAAACGGAAGUUGGAAUGGGAGAUGGUGGGUAGUGAAUGAGAGUAGUGGGAGGAUUGGAGCUAGGGUAAUAGAGAGGGGCCUGGGCCAUUUGGCUGCAUUAACUUUGGUAGCUGUCAGUGUGCAUCUAGAAUGGAAUGGGGGAAGGAGCCAAGCUUGGCACAAGGGUGGGAAGGGCUACCUAGGGCUCUGACCAUAUUGUUAAGUGUGGAAGGUGGUCUCCUGUCUCCCACAUCUUCUGCUGUGAUAAUAAACUAUAGAGGAAUUUGAGCACCAUUAUUAA